Molecule: messenger RNA, 2132 nt
Organism: Malus domestica (apple)
Lineage: Eukaryota; Viridiplantae; Streptophyta; Magnoliopsida; Rosales; Rosaceae
Product: F-box protein SKIP23-like
Molecular function (GO): protein binding
Source: RefSeq, a predicted model, not a curated record
UUGCCUAACCACCUUCUAGGUUUAGUUGUAGAGAAACUUGCGUCGGAUGACUAUUUGAGAUUCAGUCUUGUUUGUAUGUCAUGGAGUAGUGUAACAAAGGAUAAUCCUCAACGGCCAGCCCCAAUGCUCUUCGUUUCCAGUAGUGGCAAACAGGAUACAUGGAAUGUAUACAACGUCGAGAAGGAUAAGGUUUAUGAUUUACAACUAAGGUUACCGAACAAACGAUUUUGUGGGUCUUCAAAAGGAUGGCUUGUAACUGUUGAUGAAACUUUCACGGUGACCUUAAUGAAUCCGUUCGCAAUGAUUCAAGGAUGUGAAGAAUAUGAAAGUUCAGUUAUUCGCCUUCCUUCCAUGAUGCCUCCUCAUCCUCAGCGUGUCAAGUAUUGAGCUCGGCGAUACGAUUGUUAUGUUGACAAGGCUACAAUUUCAGCAGAUCCGGUUUUAAAUGCAGAUGAAUGUGUUGUUGAGGUCAUAUUCAGGGAUGGUUAGCGAUUGGCUUCUAUUAGAUUUGGUAAAGAUAAAACUUGGACGUAUAUAUCGUGAACAUAAGACGUGGCACUUCAUUGAUGAUGUUGUUCAUGUUGGAGAUAAAGUUUACUGCGUCGAUACGUCUGAUGGAAUUAACCUUUCUGUAUAUGAGGAUUGCAAUAGUCUGGAGGAGUAUAAAAUGAACAGGUGGUAUAAUUCUAUUGGGUCACAUAAUAUGGUCAGCAAGUUGGGUACUCCCAAGUAGUAUCCAAUUCUAAUUGUGGAGUUAUUCCUAUUCUUUAGGGGACUAAACUGCCUGCACAUUGGUUCUCUCCGUAUAAACCUUAGAAUCCUUCAAUCUUCUCCUACGUUUUCUCACCCAAAAAAAAAAAUGUAGAACCAAAAGCCUUUUCUGAGAGCUAUGGAUUCAGGUAUAUUGGAAAAAUUUGCCUAACCACCUUCUGGAUUUAGUGUUAGAGAAACUUGCAUCGGAUGACUUUUUGAGAUUCAGUCUUGUUUGUAUGUCAUGGAGUAGUGUAACAAAGGAUAAUCCUCGACGGCCAGCCCCAAUGCUCUUAGUUCCCAGUGGUGGCAAACAGGAUACAUGGAAUGUAUACAACGUCGAGAAGGAUAAGGUUUCUGAUUUACAAUUAAGGUUGCCGAACAAACGAUUUUGUGGGUCUUCAAAAGGAUGGCUUGUAACCGUCGAUGAAACUUUCGCGGUGACCUUAAUGAAUCCGUUCGCAAGGAUUCAAGGAUGUGAAGAGAAUGAAAAUUCAAUCAUUCGCCUUCCUUCACUGAUGCCUCCUUGUCCUACACGCACUAUGUACUGGGCUCGACGAUACGACCGUUAUGUUCACAAGGCUACCAUUUCAGCAGAUCCGGUUUUAAAUGCAGAUGAAUGUAUUGUUGAGGUCAUAUUCGGGGAUGGUUAUCUAUUGGCUUCUGUUAGACCUGGUAAAGAUAAAACUUGGACCUAUCGUGAACAUAGGAAGUGGCACUUCAUUGAUGAUGUUGUUCAUGUUGGAGGUAAAGUUUACUGCGUCGAUAGGUCUGAUAGACUUAACCUAGAUGGGAAAAUUAUUGAAGAACGUAUAGUUCGCAAGAGAUAUCUCGUGGAUCUCAACGAGAAAGAAGUUUUAAUGGUGAAAAGGUGCUUCAGGAUGGAAAAAAAAGAAGGGAACAGACACCCCAGCUUUGUGACACAAAAAUUUGAAAUUUUUAGAUGGAACUUUGAAGAAAGUAAGUGGAUCGAGAUGACAAGUUUGGGUGAUGUUGCUCUCUUUGUGGGGGCAAACGAUUCGGCAUCUGUUUUGACCUCAAAGUUACCAGGAUGUCAGCCGGAUUGCAUAUACUUCAACUCAGAUUGGCAUUGUGUAGAAUGGAAUCGCCAAGACUAUGGUGUGUAUAACUUAAAGACUCAAAGCAUUUCAAAGCCUUACGCUCCACAUGCAUUGACACUACUGAAUAUGGCCAAGCAAAAAUCAAUCUGGUUUCUGCCUACUCUUCGGUCAUGAAUUAAUGCUCCUUCCAUCUCUUCUUCUUUUACUUUUCUUCUAUCUGUAACUUGAUGGUCUUACUCUUGUUCUUCUUCUACUAUUAUUGUAAUUUCCAGAUGCAAAUUUUAUUGUUGAAGGUUUUCCUUUGGGAUUGUAGCUCUAUUA